Messenger RNA from Penicillium alfredii, 1899 nucleotides. Its product is annotated as glycoside hydrolase family 32 protein. Gene Ontology annotation, molecular function: sucrose alpha-glucosidase activity. Lineage: Eukaryota; Fungi; Ascomycota; Eurotiomycetes; Eurotiales; Aspergillaceae. The record is from RefSeq and is a predicted model, not a curated record. Gene Ontology annotation, biological process: sucrose catabolic process. The transcript is spliced from 2 exons. The coding region runs from base 1 to 1899 and encodes 632 amino acids.
AUGUCUGUUCUCACAAGCGCACUGGAUCUGAAAGCCCGUGUCUUCCAAGAAAGAUCGCUGCCGUCCGCCCUAGAAAACCGUGCCGAAGCAGGUACAAGUACAACCCUUGGCCAUCAGAAAGAAUUCGCAGAGAACAUUUCUCAGAGGAGACCAUCUUUCCAUGUGACUGCUCCCCAUGGAUGGAUGAAUGAUCCCUGUGGCCUUGGGUAUGACCCUGCUACGGGGAUAUAUCAUUUGUUCUUCCAAUGGAACCCGCACGGUAACGUCUGGGGCAACAUAUCCUGGGGCCAUGCUACUUCCACCGAUCUCGUCUCAUGGGAAGUACUGUCACAGCCGGCUUUGACGCCUUCGGCUGAAUACGACCGCUGCGGUGUCUUCACGGGCUGUGUCCGACCCACGGAUAUCCACGGAAAUCCUGGAGCUCUUACCGCCGUAUACACAUCAGUUGGACGACUCCCCAUCCAUUAUACAUUGCCGUAUGUCCGUGGGAGUGAAUCUCUCAGCAUAGCCGUUUCGCAAGAUGGGGGCAUGAGGUGGGAGCGCCAGGAUUGUAAUCCAAUCCUCAAAGGACCACCACAGCAUGUCAAAGUGACCGGCUGGCGAGAUCCUUGCAUCACAGUAUGGACGGGGGCACAACAAACUGCUCCAGAAACCUCACGAUCUGGUCUUUGUGGAUUUAUAUCUGGUGGCAUUGCUGCUCAAACCCCGACGGUCUUCGUCUAUUCCGUUAACCCAAAAAACCUGACGGAAUGGCAAUAUAUUGGCCCUUUGGUUGACAUAGGCCUCAACUUCCGGCCCUCUCGCUGGUCUGGCGACUUUGGGGUCAACUGGGAAGUUUCCAACCUGAUGACUUUGUGCGACUCCGGCGGAGUGUCUCGGGAUUUCGUUAUUAUGGGGGCCGAAGGACGCCUGCCCUCUCAAAGCAUAGGCGAAGUUGAAUCCAGAGAUGCACUCGACAAAAGAGCUGCUCGAUCUCAGCUGUGGAUGUCUGUAAAACCUUCUGGAGAAGGUAACGGCACCGACAAGGCCUUAGCAACACAUGUUUUUUCCGGUAUUUUUGACCAUGGCUGCUAUUAUGCCGCCAAUUCUUUCUGGGAUCCCAAAGCCUCCCGGCAGAUUGUUUAUGGAUGGAUUACAGAGGAAGAUCUGUCUGAUGAUCUUCGCCAUCGCCAGGGCUGGAGCAGUUUGAUCUCGCUCCCCCGACUAGUGCGAUUGAUGACUCUAUACCAUGUCAAGAAGGCACGAAACUCACCGUUAGAUUCGAUUACUUCGAUUGAGGCAAUUCCGGAAUCACCGGAGGCAGUUGACUUUACCGUCCAUACAUUGGGGGUCAGCACAGACCCGCGGCUUGAGCAUCUUCGACAAGGAGCUCAAACGGGCCACCUCGCAGAUGCAUUACUAUCGUCCUCCCUGGCUGCAGCUUUUGGAAACUUCUUGCCAUUGGCAACGUCUUGCUGGGAACUAGAUGCCGAGUUUUUGGUCGGCCAAUCAUGCGCGCGUGUUGGCUUCGACAUUGCACACACCUCCGACUUCAAGCAAUGUACCACGCUCUGUUGGGAUUCGCGCGAUGAAACAUUCAUCAUUCAUCGGCCGCACAUUGAUGAUACUGCUAUCAAUCACGGGCGCGAGUCCGCUCCACAUACACUGUUUACAUUCGCAAACGAGCAUGGCGAGGAAACGGAGGAGCCUCUGCGGAUCCGUGCAUUCUUUGACAAGAGUGUGUUAGAGGUGUUUGUUAAUGACCGAACGGCCAUCUCCACCCGAAUUUAUCAUCCUGCAGACCGGUGCUUUGGACUGCAGUUUUGGGCAGAACCCUGCGAAAGUCGACUCAAUGACCAAAUCCCAAGCCCAGCUGCGGUACUUCUGCGGGCAGAUACUUGGGAUGGACUUAGGGUGUAA